Messenger RNA from Prunus armeniaca (apricot), 1674 nucleotides. Lineage: Eukaryota; Viridiplantae; Streptophyta; Magnoliopsida; Rosales; Rosaceae. The record is from the annotation of a GenBank genome assembly.
AUGGGUCGUUCUCGUGGAAACUUUCAUUCUGAUGAGGACCCCACUCAAAGAUCAAGGAGGAAAAAGAAUGCAUCCACUGGAGAAAACUUAGAAUCUUCAGUAGCAGGUCAGGGAAUAAGUGAAGGGAAAAGGGCUUACCACUGCAAUUAUUGCAACAAAGACAUUACGGGGAAGAUCCGAAUCAAGUGUUGUAUGUGCCCUGAUUUUGACCUAUGUAUAGAGUGUUUUUCUGUUGGAGCUGAGUUGACAUCUCAUAAAAGCAAUCACUCUUACAGGGUUAUGGACAAUUUAUCUUUCCCGCUUAUUUGCCCAGACUGGAAUGCAGAUGAUGAAAUACUGCUUCUGGAGGCAACCGAGAUGUAUGGAUUGGGGAACUGGGCUGAAGUUGCUGAGCAUGUUGGGACAAAGAGUAAAGAACAAUGUAUAGAACACUACACAAAUGUUUAUUUGAACUCGCAGCGCUUUCCUAUUCCGGACAUGUCUCAUGUAGAAGGAAAAAAUAGAAAGGAGCUUCUUGCUAUGGCUAAAGGGCAUGGAGAGGACAAGAAAGGAUUUCCUCUGCUGGGGGAUCAUAGUUUGAAGGAGGAAUCUCCAUUUUCUCCUUCAAGAACCAAAGCGGAAGAUAUGCACAAAGGUGGCCAUUCUAGCCGUUUACUGUCUAGCAUCAAUACUGAUGCAGAAUCUGGACUUCGCUCUAGUGGUGCAAGUGUGGCAGCAGCAGCUGGUAACAAGAAGCCAUCCAACAUGGCCCAGGUUAAAGAUGGUCCUGGUGUCAUUAAAGUGGAAGAACCUCAAGCAGAUAGAAAAGGGAAGAAACCAAGUUCUUUGGGGAGUGUGGGCCCUUCUUUAGUCGAGUUGAGUGGUUAUAACGUCAAAAGGCAGGAGUUCGAUCCUGAAUAUGAUAACGAUUCCGAGCAGCUAUUGGCUGACAUGGAAUUUAAGGAUACUGACACUGAAGAUGAGCGUGAUCUGAAGUUAAGAGUGUUGCGAAUCUAUUCAAAAAGACUUGAUGAGAGGAAGCGUAGAAAGGAUUUCAUACUAGGAAGAAAUUUAUUAUAUCCUAAUCCUUUUGAGAAGGACCUAUUGCCUGAAGAAAGGGCGAUAUGUCGACGUUAUGAUGUCUUCAUGUGCUUCCAUUCCAAGGAAGAGCAUGAAGAAUUACUUCAGACUGUUAUUGCGGAGCAUCGGACUAUGAAAAGAAUUCAAGAACUUAAGGAAGCCCGAGCUGCUGGUUGCCGUACAUCGGCUGAGGCAGAUAGAUAUCUUGAGCAUAAACGGAAAAAGGAUGCUGAAGAAAAUGCUCGCAGAGCAAAGGAAAGUGGGCAAGUUGGUGCGAGCAGUCAGGGAGGUCCAAAUUUGUUCGUGUCCUCAGAGUCUGUUGACAAGGACUCAAACUCGAGGCCAGCUGGACAGGCUACUUCAAGCUCUGCCAGUGAUAUGGAUAUAAUGGGAUUUUAUGGAUCAGAUUUACUGUCUGAAGCUGAGAAACGUCUCUGCAGCGAGAUUAGGUUACCACCACCCGUUUUCCUCAAGAUGCAAGAAGUUAUUUCAAUUGAAAUCUUCAGCGGCAAUGCCAGUAAAAAAUCAGAUGUCCAUCACUUGUUCAAGAUUGAACCUAGUAAAAUCGACAGGGUUUAUGACAUGCUUGUGAAAAAGGGGAUCACUCAGCCUUGA